AUGAAAGAAGACAAAGCUGGCAAAUAUGAAGGACAGAAAAUUCGGAAGGUUUCAAAUGAAUCAUCAUACAGCACAACAGCGGUGAUAAAUUGCUUUCCGAUAGAAUUAGGAAUUUUAGAUGAAAUUUGUAGCUUUUCCACUUUGGCUGAUCAAUGCUCAUUGUAUGCCACAUGUAAAUCAAUACAAGAUAUUAUGGAUAGCAGUUGUAAUUUUGAAUAUCAUCAUCAUUCUAGGAAAAAUGUUGUUUUAAUGAAAAAUGCAUGUGAUGAGUUUGAUUCUGAAGUGGAUAAGAGGAAUUUCCUGUAUGGUAUUAUUUAUAGAUUGAAUGCUGAAAUUGAUUUCUGGAACAGCAAUGAAUUAAUGGAGAGGAAUCUUUUGCGGUCCAUAUUUUGUAAAGAUGAAGCCAACACUGGAAAUUCUUCUUUUUUUGCAUAUGUUUUAAAGUUUCCCAAAAGAGAUUCAGAUGAAUGUGUAUUGAUUAAUAUCGACUUGACACAUUUUCAAUCUACAAAUCUUAAAAAGAUUGUGGUUUCUUGUAAUGGCACAGUUCUUAUUCAUUUUGAAACAGUUGGCCAAUCUAGAAAUAUAGUGUAUGUCCAAAAACACGAAAUAGAUCAGGUAUUUAGUGAAACUCUUUUUGGAUCCAAUAAGAAUGUGAAAGAAUUUAUUACCACUCUUCUUCCAAGAGAGCAUCAUCAGAACAUUGCAUUUAUCAUUAUGAAAUAUUUAAAUGGAGGAACUGGCAGUAUAGAGCUCAACAGGUUUGGAUGGUGCACAAAUGCGAAUAGUAUGAAAGGAAUCAACUUUGGAUCGCAAAUGAUUGAAAAGAUAACUAACGUUGCAUCAAUCAUUUCAAUAUUGGAAUUCAUUCAAUCAAGUGCCAAAAACUUGUCCUGUAUGAGAAUAGCAGAGAUCAACCAAAAGAAGAGAAAACCCUUACCUAUUUCCAACGACAUUACUCCAUGUUCUAAAGUGGAUGUCAUUCGAGUUUUUAGGGGAGUAGAGUAUUACGAAAUGGUCGAAUUUACACUCAAAAUAAGGGGAAAUCUUGAAGAACAGUUUGAAUUUUUUUAUUUGAAAUACAAAUGGGAAUACUUUAAUGGAGAUAAUCCAUUCGUUGAUGGAGAUUUAUCCUUAUAUUUCGACAAUCCAAAAAAUUCAAAAACACUCUAUCUCACAUUUGAUACAAACUAUCUCGAACAGAUUGAGAAAAUAUUAGGUCAUGGAACCAAUGAUGCUGAAGUGCUUGUGGAUUUUUUGUUUCAAUACCUAACGGGCUGUAGUAAGAAACUCUUUUACAUUCGAGAUUAUUACUACAAUCCAGGUACGGAAAGUGGAGCUAGUAGAAAGGCGUUCCAACUCGUUAAUGGAAUAUCUAAAGAUUUAGAGAUUCUUUUUGCGGAGGAUGUGCCACAAACUAAUAAUUGA
Naegleria gruberi is the source of this 1428-nucleotide messenger RNA. RefSeq lists its product as uncharacterized. Lineage: Eukaryota; Heterolobosea; Eutetramitea; Acrasida; Naegleriidae. The record is from RefSeq and is a predicted model, not a curated record. Bases 1 to 1428 code for a protein of 475 amino acids. The transcript has a single exon.